AUGGAUGAUCUCGCGAGCGUGCUUGCCGCUGCGGGCCUCAAGUCACAAGGCAAGCACACGCCGAUGGUGCCGAAGCGACCCCCAGGGGGAGGCAUGGGCGGAGGCAUGGGGGGAGGGAUGGGAGGAGGCAUGGGGGGAGGCGCAGCACCCAGCUGGGGUGUCGGCGGCGGAGGAAUCGGGGGAGGCCAGAUGGGCGGCAGCGGUGUGGGUUCCGGAUUGGGGGGAAGCACGGGGGGAGGGAUGGGUCGAGGAGUGGCCGGGGGUAUGGGUGGGAGUUCGGCGGGAGGUAUGGGAAAUCUAGGAGGUAUGGGGAAUUUGGGAGGUAUGGGAAACUUGGGGGGUAUGGGGAAUUUGGGAGGCAUGGGAGGAGGAAUGGGAGGAGCAGGAGGAGGCAUGGGAAAUCUAGGAGGUGGGAUGAACAAACCGGCUGCCGGUAUGGGUGGUGGCAUGGGUGGCGGGGGGAGUGGCAGCAUGGGUAGCGGCAUGAGUGGCGGCAUGGGAGGCGGCAUGAGCGGCGGCAUGGGUUCCUUUGGAAAAGGCAUGGCCAGUGGCGGUAGUAGCGGCGGGAGUCGCGGCGCGACUACCGGUCUGUCUAACAACGCGUUCGCGGGGCUGGGAGUGGCGGAUUUCGGGCUCGGAGGCGGAAGCGGAGCGGGCGGGAGCAAGAGCGGAGCGGGCGCGAGCACGUCGAGUCGCGGCCAAACCCCCACGAGAUCCGGGCAUUCCGGCAGAUCGUCGCCGUCCGUGACCGAGGAUCUCUCGUCAGGAUCUACCGGCGGCGGCGGCGGCGGCGGGGGGGUGGCGGCGACAGCGUCGGCGUUUGACGAGCUGAUGAGCCAGGGGUUCGAAAUGCCGCCUUCGUCGUCGUCUGCGACGUCGUCGGCGAAAGAGCGGCGCGAUCCGUCGCCGGUGCCUCCUGCUCACGCGGACGACGACCUUCUGGCGGGAUUCGGUUCUGCCAAUCCCACGAGCACCACUGCGGGCCCGUCUACCUCGUUAGUGGGAGGGAUGUUUCCUGAAGAGAGAGGGAGGGAGGCCUCUCGCCCAUGCCCUCGUUACUCGUCGCAACCAUGUCUGUCACAGCUUCCCCACAUUCCCUUCCCCGCAUCCCCUUGCCCCCUUCCACCCAUCCCAUUCCCCCCAUCCCAUUCCCCCCUUCCCUCCAUCCCUCCCCCUUUCCCCCCAUCCCCCCUCAGUUCCGCCAAGCCCACGAGCACCGCUGGGGGACUAUUCCCCGAAGAGGGAGGCCCCUCGCCCAUGCCGUCGCACUCCUCCUCUGCUGCGCCCGCUGCUGCUGCUGACCCGUUUGGAGUCGACCCGUUAUUUGGUACAGGCGCCCCUGCCUCUGCUGCUGCUGCUGCUGCUGUUCCCGAUCCUUUUGAUGCGUUUGCCAUGCCUACUGCUGGAAGCGGCUCGGGAGGCUCGGGAUUAGGUAUGGAUGGGGGAGUUCCGACACAGGGCAGCGGUUUGGGAGACCAGGCUUCAGGUCCGGAUAUUGGUCUGGGUGACUUUGAGACGUUCGUGCAGCAGGUUCCCGUACCUGAGGUUCGGGAAGAGCCUCGGGAGGAGGCUCGGAAGGCGAGGAGGGAGGAUAGCGGGGAGGCGAGGGAAAGGGAGAGGGAGAGAGAACGGGCUAAGGAGAGGGAAAGGGAAAGGGAGAAGGAAAUGGAGAGGGAACGGCAGAGGGAGAGGGAGGAGCGAGAGAGAGCGAGGAGAGGAAGUGACGGGCCAGCAGGAGGAGCAGGAGGAGCGGGAGCGGCAGGAGUGGGUGGAGAUCGGUGGAUUACGGUUGAUGAGGUUAUUCUUCGAACCAACCCCAGCAGCACCCCUCCUCCGCCCUCCCGCCCACCUCCUGCCACACCCCGCCGCCCCCGGUCCAGUGCACCCUCUUAUGCUGCUGCUGGCGGUGGUGGUGGUGGUGAUGGUCCCAUGCCCAGGAAAAUGAGCUUUGAGAAUGCUGGGGAGGGAGGGGUAGCAGGGGCAGGCGGGCGCGGGUCAGGCGGGAGGGGAGGGGAGGAAGCAGGAGGGAAACGGCAGCAGUCGGAGCAGAGAGGGGGAGGAGCAGGUGGUUUGGAUGGGUUUGAUGAGUUUGCUGCUGGUGGCGGUGGGAGGGGAGGGGAGGAGGAGGAGAGGGGGGGGGCGCCUAGGAGGCGGAGGGCGGGAGCAGCGGCGGCCAAUGGGGAGGUGCCAGGUGGCGGCUCUCCAAACCUCUCUCGCCCACCCUCCUCUCCUCCUCGCCCCACCCACCUGCAGCAACCAGCGCCGCCAAAGCAGCAGCCUUCUUCAGCCGACGAUUGGGCCGACAUCCUCGGCGGGGGAGGGGGAGGAGGCGGCGGAGGUGGGGGGGCAGCAGCAGGCGCGCGGGCAGGGGGAGGCAGUCGGCUGGACGAGUUUCAGGAGGUGGAGGGCGAGAGUGAGGAGCGGCGGCAGCUGCGAUACGAGCGGUUUCAGCGCCUGCAGGAGAGAGCGGUGAGUGGGGUUGGGGGGCACAGGGAGGGAGGGGUGGUUGGGGGGCACAGGGAGGGAGGGGUGGUUGGGGGGCACAGUGAGGGAGGGGUGGUUGGGGGGCACAGGGAGGGAGGGGUGGUUGGGGGGCACAGUGAGGGAGGGGUGGUUGGGGGGCACAGUGAGGGAGGGGUGGUUGAGAGCCGCAGGAGGAACGCAGGCAGGGGUACAGGGAGCGGUGCAGCAGCGUUGGAUGAGAAGAAGAAGCGAGACAUGGACGUUCUGAAGGAGCAGGAGGACCGACACGUGAGUGAUGAGGGGUGGAGAGGGGUGGGGAGGGGUGAGGAGUGGUUGUCUGGUUGGAGGAAGGAGUGA
Molecule: messenger RNA, 2820 nt
Organism: Closterium sp. NIES-65
Lineage: Eukaryota; Viridiplantae; Streptophyta; Zygnematophyceae; Desmidiales; Closteriaceae
Source: the annotation of a GenBank genome assembly